AUGGCGGCAGAAACAGUGCAGAUAGAAGCUGUUGCUACACAUCCACAGACGCUCUUUGAAACUGAUCAUCAGAUUGAUCUGUUCUGCCCACGUUUUGACCGGGCAUUACCUUCUAAAGUUCAGAAUCAGGAACCUGAGGGCCUCCACCAGCCCCUGGACACGAUGGAAGACAAAGUCUACUUGGCAUUUACAUGCAAAACCAAGAGACUCAAGUUUGCUAGAGAAUUGUUCUUCCUCCCCAGAGGCACAAUGCGGAAGAACUGA
Messenger RNA from Paracoccidioides lutzii Pb01, 264 nucleotides. RefSeq lists its product as hypothetical. The transcript has a single exon. Bases 1 to 264 code for a protein of 87 amino acids. The record is from RefSeq and is a predicted model, not a curated record.